UCCCGCGCACCGCGAUGUUCGAAAUAAGGAUUCAUGGAUCAUUCUUGAAUUAAAAGUCAUCCUUUGUUUAAUAGGACUCUCUUAGCGAAAUCGUGCUUUUUGUGUUUAAAUGGACAAGUGAUUUUUUGUUUUUGUUUGUUUGUAAGUGACAAUGUUGAUAGUUUUGUGCAUCUUUGCGUGUUUAGGACGAGGUGUUCUCGGUUACCUAGGUGAUGACCUGGCAGAGACGAGCCAGCUUUGCUGCAACCAGGGCACUAGUUACGCUCGCAACCACUCAUCUGAAGACUGCUCGUCUUCCAUCCCUCCUGAUGUGCCGAAGCAGUUUGCUGCGUUGUGCAUUUUUGCCAUGGACCAGUGUUGCAAGGAGUACUUCCAAAAGAAACGAGAUUGUGACAACGGGGUCGAGAUAGCAACUUCAAGGAAAAGCUGCGAUUCCACACGUGAUUCCGUCAAGAACUGCUGUGAUGAAUGUCUUCGAGGAACAUCGACGAGUUCUACCGGCCUUGUGGAGUCGUGUCAAUACACGACAAGGGGUAGCAGCGCUGAUCAAUUGUUGGCUGGUGCUGCUUUCGAGGAAUGCUGCAAGAAGGCGUUAAACACGAAUUCAGGAAAUUCCAGCUUUAUAGCACAUGAAAGGUCAGCCGUUACUUCAUCCAGAAAACCAAGUUCAUCAGUCAGCAGUAAGUAA
Hyposmocoma kahamanoa is the source of this 688-nucleotide messenger RNA. RefSeq lists its product as uncharacterized. The transcript is spliced from 5 exons. NCBI's taxonomy places the organism in Eukaryota, Metazoa, Arthropoda, Insecta, Lepidoptera, Cosmopterigidae. The coding region runs from base 152 to 688 and encodes 178 amino acids. The record is from RefSeq and is a predicted model, not a curated record.